This is a messenger RNA of Prunus dulcis (almond), 1065 nucleotides long. RefSeq names its product probable 2-oxoglutarate-dependent dioxygenase At5g05600. NCBI's taxonomy places the organism in Eukaryota, Viridiplantae, Streptophyta, Magnoliopsida, Rosales, Rosaceae. The record is from RefSeq and is a predicted model, not a curated record. The transcript is spliced from 3 exons. The coding region runs from base 1 to 1065 and encodes 354 amino acids. Gene Ontology annotation, molecular function: dioxygenase activity.
AUGGGAGAGGUUGAUUUAGCUUUCUUCCAAGACCCUGAUCACAGGCCUAAACUCUCCAUCACCGAAGCUGAAGGCAUUCCCUUGAUUAACCUUUCUCCAAUAAUAAGUACUCCAAACUCCAUUUCUGAUCCUAUAGCCAUUGAAGGGGUUGUAAGAGAAAUAGGCAAUGCAUGUAGGGACUGGGGGUUCUUCCAAGUGAUCAACCAUGGGGUGUCAUUGGAUAAACUCCUAAAGAUUGAGGCUGUAGCUAGAAAGUUCUUUGCUCUGCCUUUGGAGGAGAAGAGGAAGAUUAUGAGGGAUGAAAAAAACAUAUUGGGUUACUACGACAGUGAGCGUACCAAGAAUGUCAGAGACUGGAAGGAGCUGUUUGAUUUCACAGUGAAGGAGCCUACGUUUGUCCCGUCCUCGCCUGAUCCUGAAGACAGAGAAGUGAUAGAAUGGUAUAACCAAUGGCCUGCGUAUCUUCCAGAAUUAAGGGUGGUGUGCGAAGAAUAUGGUCGAGAAGUGGAACAGCUAGCACUGAAGUUGAUGGGGCUUAUUGCCCUGAGCCUAGGCUUGCCAGAAGACAGGUUCACCAGCUACUUCAAAGAACAAACCAGUUUUAUCAGACUCAACCACUACCCACCUUGCCCUUCCCCUGAGCUUACUCUUGGUGUCGGCCGCCACAAGGAUGGCGGUGCUUUAACUGUGCUAGCUCAAGAUGACGUUGGCGGAUUGGAAGUGAAGCGAAAAAAAGAUGGAGAAUGGAUUUGGGUUAAACCCACCCCAAAUGCCUAUGUCAUCAAUGUUGGUGACAGUAUCCAGGUUUGGAGCAAUGAAAGAUAUCAUAGUGUGGAACACAGGGCAAUGGUGAAUUCAGAGAAGGAAAGGUUUUCUAUGCCAUUUUUCCUCAACCCAGCACACUACACCAUAAUCAAGCCCUUGGAGGAGCUGACCAAUGAAGAAAACCCUGCCAAGUAUAAGCCCUACAGCUGGGGCAAGUUUUUUGCUCACAGGCAGCUCAGUAAUUACAAGAAACUCAAUGUUGAAAACAUCCAAAUUCAUCAUUUCAGGGUAUCAGAAUAA